Vicia villosa (hairy vetch) is the source of this 4544-nucleotide messenger RNA. Its product is annotated as G-type lectin S-receptor-like serine/threonine-protein kinase At4g27290. Gene Ontology annotation, biological process: protein phosphorylation; recognition of pollen. Gene Ontology annotation, molecular function: ATP binding; protein serine/threonine kinase activity. NCBI's taxonomy places the organism in Eukaryota, Viridiplantae, Streptophyta, Magnoliopsida, Fabales, Fabaceae. The transcript is spliced from 7 exons. The record is from RefSeq and is a predicted model, not a curated record. The coding region runs from base 1790 to 4234 and encodes 814 amino acids.
AAGGAGAUUAUGGUUUGGUCUCUCAUGGCUGCCCCAUGCUCAAGGCAGUGCAUGAAUUCAACAUCAUAGGGGGAACUCUACCUCCUCCAAUCGGAAGUUUUUCAUCUCGGCCGCAAUGGGGCCGUUUCUUUGCGACGGCCGGAGGUUUACACUAGGGUUUGGGAGUGACUGAAAAUGACGGAUUGUGGGGUAAGUUUUACAAUUACAUUUGAGAAUUCGUUGAUUUUAUUCACCACCACAUGCAUGUUUCUACCAUAUACCAACAAGAAUAGUGGGGCAGAACAACACAAAGAUGAUAAUGAAUGAUUUAACAUUUGGUCAAAAUAGUAGACUUUAAUUACGUUUGGUUGGAAUUUGCAUUAAUUAACACGCUCACAAGAAAACUUGGACGAAUAAGCCGUGUGAAUUGAAUUUGGUUUGAUAAAAUGGAAAUUAUUAGGACUAACCAUUAGUGGUUGAAUUUGCAUCUAUUAGCAAAGCACAUUGGAAGAAUUGGAUGAUUGUCGAAGUGGUAGUCAACUAUGUAGCCCCGACACCUCUGAAAACAAGUGUGUCUGUCUCAGAAUCGUAUUCAAAAUUAACACCAACACUAAUGAUUUUGUUUAAUUAAUCAUUUUUUUUUUCAAAUUAGAACUAUAUCGACGUGUCAAUGUUGUGUUUCCGGUGGGUGUCUGUACUUCAUAGGUAGUCAAUUGUGGCUAGACUAAUGUACAGAGGUGGGUGUAUUGGAAAUUGUCGAUGGUCGAAGUGGUAGUUAAUAGGGCUAGACUGGUCGUCGUAGGUGGAUGUUGUGGCAAUUGAUGAUGGUCGAAGUAGUAGUUUUAUAGUGGCUAGACAGGUGAUCAGAGGUGGGUGUAGUGGUAAUCGACGAUGUCCGAGGUGGUGGUCAAUAGUGGCUAGACCUAUGAUUAGAGGUGGAUGUAGUGGUAAUGGACGAUGGUUGAACAGCUGUCAAUAGUGGCUAGAUUGGUGAUCAGAGGUGGAUUUAGUGGUGGUCGAAGUGGUGGUUGUUGGUGUUCUAAGUGGUGGUCGACGUACUAGUCGAUGGUUAUUGGAUUGCUGACCGAAGGUUGAUACAGUGAUGGUCAAUAUUGUUCAAAGUGGUGGUUAAUAAUGAUCAUAGUAGUGGUCGCAUUAGUGGUCAGCGGUGGUCUAAGUGGUGGUCAAGGUGAUGGUUGUUGGUGUUCUAAGUGGUGGUCGACGUACUAGUCGAUGGUUGUUGGAUUUCUGACCGAAGGUGGAUACAGUGAUGGUCAAUGUUGUUCAAAGUGGUGGUGAAUAAUGAUCAUAGUGGUGGUCGCAUUAGUGGUUGGCGGUGGUCUAAGUGGUGGUCAUUUUAGUAGUAAGUGGUGGUCAAAUUUGCUGCAAGUAGGAAAGCUCUAAUGAAGGUAGCCCGAAUUUGCCACAAGCAAGUGGGCUAGGGUCAAACCGAAAUUAAAGUGGAAUUUACAAGAGAUAAAGUUAAAGGGAUAGUACAAAGCAGUAAAUUGGGAAAACUCACACAAACAGUGGAGAGGUGCUAAUGCUAAUUGUCAAUUUACCUCCUAAAAUUUUCAACAUUCAUACUUUUUUUUCCUCUCUCUCCCUAUUCUUUCCACCGUUCAUCUUUUGGUCAACAUAGCAAGCUUUAAGCUGAGUAGACUAGAUUAUACACCACUGACUUGUUGGUUUUGUUUGGAAAUUGCAUCAAUUUCUACGCACAAGGGAAGACUUGGCCGACUAUGCCGUGUCAAUUGAAUUUGGUAUUUGAUAAAAUGAAAAAUGAUCAGGACAAACCCUCACAAACACAAUGGAGAACAUCCAUAAGGUGUUAUUGGUAAUGCUAAUCUUCUUUUGCUCCACCAUACCCACUUUCUCUAAUCAGAACACUCUCACUCCAAAUCAGUUUAUUCAACAUAAUGAAACACUUGUUUCUGCAGGUGGAACCUUUGAAGCAGGAUUUUUCAAUUUUGGAGAUCCCCAACGCCAAUACUUCGGUAUAUGGUACAAAAGCAUAUUACCUAGGACUAUUGUGUGGGUUGCUAAUAGAGAGACUCCUGUACAAAACUCAACAGGAUUGCUGAAACUAAAUGAUCAGGGAAAUCUUGUUAUUCAUGAUGACUCGAAAGGCGUUGUUUGGUCCUCCAAUUCAUCGAGAAUUGUGGUGAAACCAGCUGCAGUGCAGUUGUUGGAUUCAGGAAACCUUGUUGUGAAAGAUGCAAACAGCACUGUGAACUUUUUUUGGGAAAGUUUUGAUUAUCCUGGUAACACUUUUCUUGCUGGAAUGAAGCUGAAAAGUAAUUUAGUAACUGGUCCAUAUAAAUAUCUCACAUCUUGGAGAAGCUCUGAAGAUCCUGCUGAAGGUGAAUGCUCACAUAGGAUAGAUACGCAUGGUUUUCCUCAACUGGUUACUGCAAAGGGAGCAACAUUUCUAUAUAGAGCAGGGUCAUGGAAUGGAUUUCUUUUCACUGGUAUUUCUUGGCAAAGAUUGUCUAGAAUCUUGAAUUACUCGGUAGUGUUCACCGACAAAGAAUUCUCUUAUCAGUAUGAAACUAUGAACAGUUCAAUUAUUACUAUAAUGGUGUUAGAUCCUUCCGGAAAUUCACAGCGUCUUCUUUGGUCCAAUAAGUCACAAGUUUGGGAGGAUAUAGCUAAUCGUCCUGCAGACCUGUGUGAUAAUUAUGCCUUGUGUGGUAUCAACUCUAACUGCAAUAUUAAUGACUUUCCAAUAUGUGAAUGCCUGGAAGGUUUCAUGCCAAAAUUUCAAACAAAGUGGGACUCAUCAAACUGGUCUGACGGGUGUGUAAGGAAAACACAUUUAAACUGUCUCCGCGGAGAUGGAUUUUUGAAGUACACAAGCAUGAAGUUGCCAGAUACGUCAUCAUCGUGGUUUGACAAGAGCAUGAGCCUUGAGAAAUGCAAGACUGUGUGUUUGAAAAACUGUUCUUGCACUGCGUAUGCAAAUUUGGAUAUCAGAUAUGGUGGUAGUGGCUGCUUACUUUGGUUUGACAACAUUGUCGACAUGAGAGUUCAUCCAGACCAAGGGCAAGACAUUUACAUAAGACUCGCAUCUUCAGAAUUUGAUCAUAAAAAGAAUACGAGGAACUUGAAGCGUGCUGGGACUCUUGCAGGAGUUAUUGCAUUCAUUAUAGGACUGACCAUUAUUGUAUUGGUCACAUCAGCGUAUAAAAAGAGGCUUGGUAAGCCAGGAUGCAUAAAAGUGUUACUUCACAAGAAGGAAAAGGAAGAUGUUGACUUGGCAACAAUAUUUGACUUUUCGACCAUUGCUAAUGCAACAAAUCACUUCUCUAACAGAAACAAGUUAGGAGAAGGUGGUUUUGGACCAGUGUACAAGGGCAUAAUGGUAGAUGGCCAAGAGAUUGCUGUUAAGAGGCUUUCUAAAACAUCAGGACAAGGAACUGAGGAAUUCAAAAAUGAAGUAUUGUUGAUGGCAACACUUCAACACCGUAAUCUUGUAAAACUUCUUGGUUGUUCUAUACAACAAGAUGAAAAGUUAUUGAUCUACGAAUUCAUGCCCAACAAAAGCCUGGAUUGCUUUAUUUUUGAUGCCACACGAAGUAAAUUACUAGAUUGGAGAAAGCGCUUAGAAAUUAUUGAUGGGAUUGCUCGGGGUCUGCUGUAUCUCCAUCAGGAUUCUACGCUAAGAAUCAUACAUAGAGAUCUCAAAACCAGCAAUAUUCUUCUUGAUAUUGAUAUGAUCCCAAAGAUUUCAGAUUUCGGUUUAGCGAGAUCAUUUAUGGGAGACCAAGCUGAGGCUAAUACAAAUAGAGUGAUGGGAACAUAUGGAUAUAUGCCUCCAGAAUAUGCAGUGCGUGGAUCCUUCUCAAUAAAAUCUGAUGUUUUUAGCUUUGGAGUUGUUGUACUUGAGAUAAUUAGCGGUAAGAAGAAUAGCGGAUUUGAUGACCCUCAAAAUCAUCUAAACCUUCUUGGGCAUGCAUGGAGACUAUGGAUUGAAGAAAGGCCACAUGAGUUCAUAGCUGAUAUAUCUUAUGAUGCGGAUAUCUGUUCAGAAAUAAUAAGAUUUAUUCAUGUUGGUCUAUUGUGUGUACAACAGCAACCCGAAAAUAGGCCUAACAUGUCAUCCGUAGUUUUUAUGUUAAAAGGUGAAAAAUUACUCCCCAAACCAAGUGAGCCCGGGUUCUAUGGAGGAAGAGAUGAUAUAAAUAACACAGGAUCUUCUUCAAAGGGUUGUUCAAUAAAUGAAGCUUCGAUGUCAUUGUUAGAGGGCCGAUAGAAUGCCACUGUGUUACAUGGGUGAAAUAUUGUUCAAAUGAGCUAAAAUUUGGCUUUGGCACAUAUGAAGAUAUAUAGAUCAUAGAUUACUAGUGUUGUUGUACAUGUGUAAUUUGAUGUUAGUAUGACUCUAGAGUGGAAAGCAGAGUUAAAAAAAUUCGUCUGAAGAAGAUGCCAUUUAUAUAUGAUACUAUAAAUAAAUUAUUGUUGCAAAUGUAAUAGAAUUUUAAAGGAAAAUUUGAAAACAUACAUGGACUAUACUGGCUUACUCAAAAUUGAAUAUAUGCUUACAUUACUAUUUAAAAAUGUCC